Messenger RNA from Pestalotiopsis fici W106-1, 1890 nucleotides. RefSeq lists its product as uncharacterized. The transcript has a single exon. Lineage: Eukaryota; Fungi; Ascomycota; Sordariomycetes; Amphisphaeriales; Sporocadaceae. Bases 1 to 1890 code for a protein of 629 amino acids. The record is from RefSeq and is a predicted model, not a curated record.
AUGCAACUCGAUACUGUGUACCAUGAACCCAUUGCUUUCGCAUCAAAGAAUGAAUCUGACACAUUCCGUCUUUUAAGCUGGGGAACCGAGUCGUCACGCGCCAUUACAUGCAAUGGAAUCAGCAAGGUGAUUUCUCAUAACCUCGAAGUUGCUCUGAGACACUUGCGACCACUUGUCGACUGGGAUUCAGUAUCGAUAUGGCCCGAAGACCAUCCAUUGCACUCUAGCCGGAAUGCCUGGCGGAACUUUGCACGGAACAGAAGCGAGACUAGGAUGAAUACGCACUCCCAGUGGAAGCCUGUAUGGAUCGACUCCAUCUGCAUUAAUCAAGACGACCCAGACGAGAGAGCAAGUCAAGUCAAGCUGAUGCACGAGAUUUAUCAAAAAGCAUCAGUAGUAAAAGUCUUUCUCGGUGAAGAAGCCCUCGGCCUCGGCGUACCAAGAUUGACUGAUCAUGGAAAUGUACCGGUGGUGCUUGUUUUUCUCGAGCAAGCACUCCGAAAUAUCGAGGCGCAGGAAACCAGCCUAGCGUCCCUCCGGCCAGUGCACGACUAUGCCCAUCGAAGCAAGCUUCAUGGUCUACCAAAGCCCACAGCUUCAGAAUGGGACAUUUUUCGGGGUUUCUUGACCAAUGCUUGGUUUCAACGCACCUGGGUAGUACAAGAGAUUGUGCUGGCCAAGAAAGCCAUCGUCAUCCAGGGCGACUGGCACAUUGACUGGGAUGCCAUUGGGAAGGCUACGGCUUGGUACGCCAGAGAGGGUUACGGAAUGCCUCAGGGGAUCCGAGAAGCACCUGCUGAUGCGCCACAUCUGCAACCACUGGCCGACGCGGCCAACAUGUGGAAAAUGCACCAGCGGCCGACCAAACGCCUGGCUCUUCUGGAUAUCUUGAAGGACUUUCGUUGUCGCGCGGCCACGCAGGCCGUGGACAAGCUGUACGCCACCUUUGGUCUUGCGCAGGAGACCCAGUCUAUUGAAGAGAAAGGCAUACAUGCAUUACUAGAGCCCGACUACACCAAAUCUGUCAAGACAGUGUAUCGCGAUUUGGCAAAGUUUUUGAUCAUCGAGUAUGGCUCCUUGAUUGUUUUAUCCCACGUCAAUGGCUACUCGGCAGACCGAUCCAACUGGCCGUCUUGGGUGCCCGACUGGAGCUUGACCAAGCCAUCCUCCGAGAUUUGGCGAUCGCGACAACAAACAUUAUUUAGAGCGAGCGGCGACGAAGCUCUGACCAUGGAUCUUAGCGGAGAUGAUGAUGUUCUCGUCCUGGAGGGGUGCAGAAUCGAUACUGUCCGCAUCUACGGAGACAAAUUGAAAGGCAGCGGUUUUGGAUUCGUGCCGGAUAAGCAGGAACGGGACUUUGUCAGCACAGCUUGGCGGAUUAUGAAAAGUCGAGAGUCGGGCACCCAAGUCUCUCAGAAUUCGGGAAUGCGCGACCUUUUACGCUCGUUUAUAUACACAAUCACGAUAGGUCUUCAAGGUCCAAAUCCAUGGGGGGAGGAUACUGAUGAGGCUUUGGCCGAUGCUGCACAGUGGUUUUCACAAUAUCUCGGCAAAAGUCUGCCGACGGUUGUCACCUCGAGCGGGAAAUGGUUUCAUGGCAAGAAACCAGAUGCAGGUCGCUUCCACCAGGCCUUUGUGCAUGCAUGCAAAGGUAGGAGAUUUUUCACAACUGAAGAAGGUCGGGUUGGUGUUGGACCCGAGUUUAUCAAGGAGGGCGAUAGUAUAGUCUUGCUGUUUGGUGGGCAAGUUCCUUACAUAGUGAGAGAGUCUGAGGGCAAGCAUAGGCUGAUUGGAGAGUGUUACAUCGACGGGGUCAUGCGAGGCGAAGUCAUUACUGGGAGAAAUGACGGAGAAUGGGGGCAAUCAAAGGAGAGGUUCACCUUAUUUUAG